Neurospora hispaniola is the source of this 3100-nucleotide messenger RNA. RefSeq lists its product as uncharacterized. The transcript has 2 exons. Bases 1 to 2829 code for a protein of 942 amino acids. NCBI's taxonomy places the organism in Eukaryota, Fungi, Ascomycota, Sordariomycetes, Sordariales, Sordariaceae. The record is from RefSeq and is a predicted model, not a curated record.
AUGGAUCCCAGCGACAGCAAGCUUGGUUUGCCAGAGAGGAGGCGAUCACGGAGGACGUCAGUGAGGCAUUCGCUGACUCUACGGACUGAAGGAAUGGACGAAUUUCCUCCUCCAGAGGACCCGGCUCUGGCUUCGGUAGCAGACCAUGACAUGCGACGCAGUUUACCGCAUGACCCCAGCCCAGCGGUGGUGGCACUGGGGCAGGAAUUGGGAGACGAGGGCGUGGGCCAAGGAGGUCGUCAGAGUAGGGCAAGGAUAACGACAACGUCGCCAACAUCUACACCGAUACUACCAGCGCAGCCCUUUUUGCAGGCAGAAUUGCGGCCAGCUCAAGAAAGUUCAUCUGGGGCGAACGCCGGUAUGGCAGCGACAACUCCUCUAUCAACGUUGACCACAUUCUCUCCGGAACUACCACAGGCCCCUCUUCGUCCACCAAGCCCAACAAAACCAGCAAGCUCAGCAGCAGAUCCCCUGGCCUUGAGACACGAUGGCGCAACGAGCCCAAACUUAUCAUCCCAACAUAUGGGCAUAGAUGCCGCUCAUUCCGCCAGUGUACAUGGCCCAAUACAGCCGUCAGGUCCCUCUCACGUCUACGAGCAAUAUACCCGCAACUUACCCUUUGGGCCACCACUGGGUCUCUCUUCUGAUCCUCUACCAAGGGGUUAUCCCUAUCACGGACCAUCCGAUCCUUCUCCUUAUCACAUCUAUCCCCAAGAUGUGCAUCACGCCCCCCAAUACGGACGAGUCGUAACUCAGCAAGGCGAAGUCCCAGUAGUCGACUACUAUGGCCCGUACGGGCAUCACGAGCCGCUGCCACCCUACACCGAGCGAGACAAUACAGGCCUAGGAGGAAGCAGCUCGAACUCUGUCGACCCUUCCCCUGCGCCGAUUGCUGACAGCGCUCCUAGUUCCGGUCCGCCCAUUGCCUUUGCUGCUGUCGUUUCUUCUCCAGCUCCCGCUUCUGCCCCCGCGUCUUCCCCUGCAUUGGGUCCUGACCCCGUUGAGGAAGUGUCGGAGGGUCGAACAAUACCGACAGCGCAGCCAACACAGGCACCACUUCCGUCAACUCAGACACUACCCACCACGCAGGCAUCACCGACAACACAGACGGUAGCAACAGCACAGACAGGUCAGACGGAGGAGACAGGGCCGGCAGCGCAAUCGGGGCAAGCAGAGGUUCUUACUGGCGCUGGAGGUCUAGGACUUGCAACCAGAAAUCCGGAAUUUGACUCACUGGACGAUCUGCGAGCUCCUCGCCCCCGUGCUUCGACGCGAAGUUUCAAUUCAACCCACAGUAACGACCAGAUCGAUAGGGAAAAAGCCGUCUUGUCAGAAAAAGAAACACCUUUCAAGCGUUGGAUGAGAAAGCAGUGGUGUUUUGGGGUGGUUCCUAAUUGGGCUUUGGUUCUCUCGUUAUGCCUUCUGGUGAUUGUGGGGAUCGUUGCCGGCACGGUUGCCGGAGUUUUGCUGAGCAAUCAUGGAAAACCACCACCCAAGGAGAGCCAUCCAAAACCCUCAUCGGGAACAACCUUUCCCAGCAACGUGGUCCCCAUACCAACUCCAACAGAUCUUGCUCCGCUUCCAACAGGAACCUGGGGUAUACCUAUGAUGCUCGACAAAGCCUCUAGUAACUGCUUCAAGGAUCCUACACAGUCGAAAAGUUGGGACUGCCAUUUCGUCCCCUCGGGCAUGUACUUGUCGCUUGAACAUUCCGCCCAAAACGGUUAUACAUUCACGAUCAAUUGUAACCACUCUCUCACCAUGUUCAACAACGUCUAUUCAUACGGCGAGCAGCCAGCUUUGCUCGUGAAUCCUCGGGCACUGGUGCUGGUCAAUGACACGUCUGAAGUUAAUCGGGGCCCUGCUUGGUUCCAGGCCGUCCCUUACAUGAAGACCGUCAUUCUUCCCCACGAUUCACUCAACAUUACCACUACAGGAGGUACGGCGAAGAUGCGCCGUGGAUGGGGUAGCAAGAAUUUCAAUAAAAGCAAAGGCAACGAAGCGCAACCAGGAGACAAACCUUGGAUCUGCAACUGGCCCCAGACGACGUUCGAGCUCUUUAUUUUUGCUCAACAGAACUCGAGCUGGUCGGUCAACACUCAAAGCCUUCCGCCGCCCUCGGUAACCUCCUCUGUCCCAGCUUCGACGGACUCCACGACAAUGACAGUAGUGGUCACGAAAACAGAGACCGACCACGUAGUAUCACCGACAGCAAGCCCGUUUCCAUCGUCGACUUGGCCACCGGACGGCUACAACCACUACAUAACAAAGUCACUUGGACAACACCUUCGGGAUGGCGAUGUGGACUAUCAUCCCCAUAGACACCGUCAAUUUGAGGCCGACCAUCACGGCCAAGAGUCCUUCUCGAGUGACACACCAUCAUCAACCUCCGGGCCUGCGCCUUCUUUCGCGUCAGGUCUGCUAGGCACUGGGCCCCGUGGCGACGGGUUCGCUCCUCCGCCCCCAGGUUAUCCUCGAGUCAUCAAAAUGGAGGAACGCCGCUAUUCCGAUGCGCCGAUUCCGGAAUGCACACAGUUCGAAAUACUUCCCAAUGGACAAGCCGCUCAGCCCGUUCGCGAUGCAAACGGAAAUAUGGUUGUCGUCACCAUGUAUCCACCUGAGGCUACCCAGACUAGCUCACCACGCUCAUCACGUCGCUCGGACAAGAGGUUCACGGACUGGGACCUUGAUUUCGAUGAAGAGGAUGAUAGUCCGAUUUGGAGCCCGGAGGUUUUGCGGAGGGGUGGGGGGGACGGAGGGUUGUCAUACGCAAGUGAUGGCGCUGUUUCGUAUGGAAGCCAGUGUAACUGUGAGUGGUUUGUUACAUGAGAAUAUGUCCUGGAAAUGUUAGCGUAGUAGUAUCCGAAGGUUUUCGUGGGGCUUUGCAUAGCGGUUUGCAUAUCGGUGGAUUUUUCCAUUACCAGGCGUUAGUUUUGGACAUAUUAAGGUUGGGUGGAGUGGAACUGAUCUUUUCUACGUACGCCAUGUACUUAUUCGUGAGCGAGUGAUGCUUGUAGAUUGGAUAUCACUGAUGUCGUGUUCAUGAAAAAUUCAAGUGUAUAACAGAUCAAGACAACGCCGUACCCCAUGCUCCCUUCUA